AUGUUUUAUUUCCACUGUCCUCCGCAGGUGGAUGGGGAGUGCUGUCGUACUAAUACCUUGAAUUCUGGUAACUUUGGUGGCCACAGCACCAGUGAUUUCGAUGAUGGUUUUCUACGCAGGAAACAGCGCAGAAACAGGACAACGUUCACCCUUCAGCAGUUAGAAGCUUUAGAAGCUGUGUUUGCACAGACACACUAUCCGGAUGUAUUCACCAGGGAAGAACUUGCUAUGAAGAUUAACCUCACGGAAGCGCGGGUUCAGGUGUGGUUUCAAAACCGCAGAGCCAAAUGGAGAAAGACUGAGAGAGGCAAUUGUGACCAGGAAGGAGGCAAAGAAACUGGAGCAGAUGGAUCUCCGCCAGUCAGGAACUUAAACUCUCCUUCUCAGGUAGAACAGAACAGGAACAAAAAGGAGUCUGUGGACAUGCAAGGUCUGAACAGGUCUGUGGGGCCAACAGCUCCCUUCUUCCCCUCCUGCCUACCCAGCACGCUGCUCAACACCGCCACUUACGCACAGGCGCUGACCCAAGUCGCCACGUUAAAAGGAAAUCCUCUUUGCUCUUGCUGUGUGCCAGAUCCAAUGGGCCUGUCUUUCUUACCGCCGUAUGGUUGUCAGAGUAAUCGCACAGCCAGCGUUGCCGCACUGCGCAUGAAAGCACGGGAACACUCAGAGGCAGUGCUUCAGUCUGCCAACCUCCUUCCUACAGCCAUUGUCAGCCCUGCCCCAGGACCCAAGCCCCCUAUGGACAUCAACCAGGAGAAGCCAAGCCACCCCAAAGAAAAGAUGGAAACGGAAAGGAACGUAUGAGGGGGAGCAAGACGGAGCCCGGACUGUAGUAAAAGACACUGUUGAUCACUUGAUUGUGGACCUUAUCCUCACACCUCGGAAGAGGUUGGAUCUACCAUAUGAUCAGAAAGCGGCUACAAUCUGUACAUAAGGAACCAGACAGAAAAAGGGCCACUGAGGUCAAUCAGGCCGCUCCCCAAAAAACUGUACAAAA
Messenger RNA from Callorhinchus milii (elephant shark), 1000 nucleotides. RefSeq names its product dorsal root ganglia homeobox (gene drgx). The record is from RefSeq and is a predicted model, not a curated record. The transcript has 6 exons. Gene Ontology annotation, molecular function: DNA-binding transcription factor activity, RNA polymerase II-specific; RNA polymerase II transcription regulatory region sequence-specific DNA binding. Bases 1 to 807 code for a protein of 268 amino acids. NCBI's taxonomy places the organism in Eukaryota, Metazoa, Chordata, Chondrichthyes, Chimaeriformes, Callorhinchidae. Gene Ontology annotation, biological process: regulation of transcription by RNA polymerase II.